ACGAGAACUUUUCUAGUAGCACAGUAGGUUAUACUUGAAGUUUCUGAUAGCGGUUGUUGGUGAUAGUUGGUGACAUUAACACGACUGGGAGUAGGGACAAGAUGUUGGAUCUGGGUGUCAAUGUAGUGGCGACGCUCCUCUUCAUUGCGGAGUUCUACCACAUCAUCGGCCACAUCAUCAUCCUGUUCCGGUUGCGUAUGCUUCCUCGAAAGGACCUAGUCAGACUUCGGCCAUACUUCCUCAUAGAUGCCCUUACGGUUUUCAUAACAGCUUUUGUCUAUACGGGGACCAUGCGUUGGUUAGCUCUCCUACAGAACAUACAACAUCUCUAUUACUUCUUCACCUGGAACAAGAGUACUUAUACGAAGAAGGUCAUCAGCUGGAGUUCCUUGGAUUGGACACAAAGUUCAAACAGCAAGUUACGGUGGGAGUGGGAUGUGAUUCUUGGAACAUCUUUCGAUGUAGUAGUUCACAUGGUCAACUGCUACAUUCUUCUCCAGUUUAUGACAUCAGUGGAGACAAUCAUCGCGUUGAUUCUUGGCAAUGUUCUCUCGUUUGUGGUGCUUUGUAAUUCCAAGUUUGCUUGGGCCAGUCCCACAAAAGUCCCCGGGUGGGUGGGGCGGCGAAUUCAACCGGUCAACGAGAAGGAGUUGCGGCCUCCUGGAAUCGAUGUGCUUUUCAAUUAAUGAAAUUUUUAAAAAUGUUAAAUGUUCACGUAAAUUGCUUUGACUACCAUCCAAUGUUAAACUAGUAGCUAGCCAUGUUGAUAAUUAAAAUCGACUCUAGACUUUUGAUCAAGACACAAUCAGAAACCGGCUUUUAUGUCCGCUUAAAUCCUCCGCAAGAGUCAGCCGUGGUUUGAGGGAGACAUCAAAGAGUCUCAGCCGGUACAUAACUCAUAUACAAAACUAUCUAGUACCCAACUCUUGGACAACACCCUUGGUCAUGCCGACUUACCAGCGGUGAACAUCAAUCCUAGAGUCUCCUCCUUUCGUUAAGGAUGGAUAAUACACAAAACGCUGGUAGAUCGGCAUGAUCCUUGGUGUGGUUCCAACAAGUGAUGUCAGCCCUGUUCUAGGUCCCUGACGAAACUUCUACAGUUGGAAGUAAAAGCAUUUCCUCAAAUCUUCUUUUGUACCUGUGGGAUAUAGACCUACCCAAAUUUGAUAGCGGUACGGUGGUAUAAAUAUUAGUGAAGGCUGUGCCAUUAGUAAAAGAAAAAGGAGUCUGCAAAAGUUUACUAAAUUGCUGUAGUCAGUGUAAUGUUGCUCUUGUUUGCCAUAAUAAAAAAUUCUGAAAUUUUUUGUGUUAAAAGCAUUGGAAGUUUUGUUCUUGACAAGUUUGCUUUGGUCAUGUGGCAACAUUCCCAGGACGACGUGAAGUGCAUGUUCAAUAGUGUUCAAUAGUCAUGCAUGCUAAGCAUCGCUCGGCAUGCCAGUACAUCAAUGACACAUUAAUGGAAAUUCAGAGACCAGACAAUAUGUUAGCAUAAUCAACCCAAAUGGACCUGAUUGAGGUUUUUAAUA
This is a messenger RNA of Lineus longissimus, 1526 nucleotides long. RefSeq lists its product as uncharacterized. The coding region runs from base 102 to 686 and encodes 194 amino acids. The transcript has 4 exons. The record is from RefSeq and is a predicted model, not a curated record. Lineage: Eukaryota; Metazoa; Nemertea; Pilidiophora; Heteronemertea; Lineidae.